CAAGGAUGGUACCCAUUGCCUGAGCAGGAGCUUAUGCUCAGGAGACGAGGAACCCUGCUCACCGCACAAGGAUUAGCUGAUCACAAAGGCCAGACUUUGAUCUGUAUGCCAAGCCAGACUUCCAGAGAGAGAUCAGAAUUCCCAUCAUCAUGAACUGGAACAUGAUCAUCUCGGGGUUUAUUAUAGUAGUGAUCAAAGUUGCUGGAAUGACCAUAUUUCUGCUAUAUUUCCCACAGGUUUUUGGCAAGAGUAAUGAUGGCUUCAUCCCCACGGAGAGCUACGGAACCACUAAUGUGCAGAAUGUCUCACAGAUCUUUGGGAGAAAUAACGAAAGUGUCAUGCCCACAAGGAGCUACGGAACAGCCUGCCCCAAAGACUGGGAUCUUCACCAAGGGAGAUGCUUCUUCUUCUCCACCUCUGAAUCAUCUUGGAAUAACAGCAGGGAUCACUGUGCAACCAGAGGAUCCACACUGGCAGUUGUCGACACACCGGAGAAACUGAAGUAUCUUCAGGACAUAGCUGAUGCCGAGAAGUACUUUGUUGGUCUGACGCGUCAGCCGGGAGGAAAAGGGUGGCGCUGGGUCAACAACUCUGCGUUCAAUGGCAAUGUUACAAAUGAGAAUCGGAACUUCCACUGCGUCACUAUAGGCUUGACAAAGACAUUUGAUGCUGCAUCAUGCGACAUCAGCUACCGCUGGAUCUGUGAGAGGACUGCCAAAUGAUCAUGGGUCUCUACAACAAGAGCAACUAUAUGUCUACAAAGACAGCAAGAGAGAUUACUUGCAACUGAAACUAGCCCAGAAAAUACAGAACAUCCAAGACUGUGCCCAUCUCCCAUAGGGUCGAGCUUCCCGGUAAAUCCUCAGGGUCAAUAAGCUAUUCCCUCUCACAGGCACCUUCACACAACAGGAGAAUCCCUGCUCUACUCCGGGCACUCCCCAAGACCACACUUGCUGUGCUAGGGGACUGGAUUCCAGUCAUCUCAGUAUGCAGGGCCAGUUUUCUGGAGAUGAAAUUGAUGCAGACAUGAAAUCUAUUUCUGAGGAGUUGAGCAUUUUGACUGACCAAUGGGGCUUUGCCUGUAGACAGGCUCUAUUUCAUCCUUCGAGCACAUGCCUGUGCUACUGAGAAGAAACUGCAAGCAGAAGAGUUGAGGCCUGUGAGAAGGCAGUGUGGGUAGAAGAUUAAACUCAGCUUCACGACCUCCCCUACUCUCAGAAGCCUCCAUUCCUAUAUUCUUCCCUAGAAGCUAAGGAAGAAGAAGCCUUCCUCUGUCUGAAUUGAGACCAAGGCUCUCGAGAGGAUCUCUACAGUUCAACUUGGAGCUGAAAAAACAUUGGGGGAAUGAAGAGGUUUUGUAUAAGACAGAAAA
Alexandromys fortis (reed vole) is the source of this 1372-nucleotide messenger RNA. RefSeq names its product C-type lectin domain containing 5A (gene Clec5a). Gene Ontology annotation, molecular function: virus receptor activity. The coding region runs from base 150 to 722 and encodes 190 amino acids. Gene Ontology annotation, biological process: innate immune response. The record is from RefSeq and is a predicted model, not a curated record. The transcript has 7 exons. NCBI's taxonomy places the organism in Eukaryota, Metazoa, Chordata, Mammalia, Rodentia, Cricetidae.